GUCGCGAGUGCUUAGUAGAAUGCACCAUUAGGCACAUAACCUCGAAAUUUGAAAUUGACAUUGUUAAUCGUUUACUUUUGUAUGUGUGAUAGGAUAUUUUUAAUAUUUUAUAAAAAUGAUGAGAACACUUCAAGACUUCGAGCUUCCUCUAGAUGGACAAAUCUCUCUAUGCCAAAUAAACGGUAGAGUAUUUUACACAAAUUUCGAUAUCGCCAAUUUGAACGCGUUAACGAAUACAUUAGAGCAUCAUCCUAAAAUUCACAUUACCAGAGACUUAUUGCAUCCAACAACGUCGGGUGACGAAGGGAAAGCUCUGUUCUUACCUGUAGAUGUUUCUUUUCUCAAACAACUAACUCAAGUUUAUUAUGAACAGGGUUAUAUUGAAGCACUGCAUACAGCAGCUUCUCACAAUCAAUUAUUUAUAUCUAAAUCUUCCAAAGCAAUAUUAGCAUUAUUAAAAUAUAUUAGGAAAGUUAGGUUAUUAAUUAAUCCAAAUUUAAGAUACAGUGGCCCUAGUUUAAUAGGUAACUAUACACAAACCAGGAAUUGGCUUAAUACUACGAUCAGAUAUAUUUCUUGGCAUCCUUAUUGCAUCAAAGUGGCAAUAGUUACUUGUGAUGACAGUGUGAGAAUUUUCAGUAAUGAUUCCAAUUCAGUUUCUCCAUUGUUAAAAUAUAAACUCCAGAAACAUAUUACUUGUGUCGCAUGGAGACCAAUGUCAAAUACAGAAAUUGCAGUGGCACAUGAAAACGGGAUAAUCGUAUGGAAUAUUGAUCCUAACUCUCUGAUUACCAGACCCUCGAUAAGUAAUGCAACUGUAUUGCAAAGGGAAGAUCACAGACCUGUUAUGAGUAUGGCAUGGUCUCCUAAAGGUGAUAAAUUAGCUACUGUAGCAGCAUGUGACAGGACAAUAUAUAUUUGGGAUGUAGAAUUAGGAAAAACUAGUAUUUUGAAGAGAUCUGGAGGCUCAGGAAAUAUUCUAAUAAAAUGGUCUCCCACUGGGGAAAAACUUUUGACCUGCACAAAUAGUCUUGUAUUUAGAGUUUGGGAUUGUCGAAAUUGGGAAUGUGAAAGAUGGACGGUAUUAAAUGGUAGAGUCCAAUCAGCCUGUUGGUCAAAUUGUGGUACCACACUUUUAUUUGCUACCGAUACAGAAACGAUAAUAUAUGGAGUGAUUGUGAAACAUGAUUUAAUAUUCACUUCUGACUCUGACACAUCGUCCAAUCAAGCUCUUCCUAUAUUUGACAUAAGUAAGGUUGAUAUAGAUGGUGUUAUUGUUGGAGGAUUAGUUCAGUGCAUGGAAAGUGAUCCUAAAGGAAAAUUGUUGGCUGUUAUGUUUCAAGACACAGAUUGUAUAGCUGUUUUUAAUAUAGUUCGACAACAAGGAUUGCAACUUAUAGCUAGUUCUCUAAUAAAUGGCUUACCCGAAGAAAAACCGAGUACUAUUAACUUUCUUCAAGACUUUGAAGCAGGAGCAUGUUUAUCUAUAGGAUGGUCAAGUGGAAGAAUUCAAUAUUUUCCGGUUAUUUAUACAGAUUUACCAUCUACCGAAAACAGUUUUAUAUCUUCCACUUUAAAUUCAUGUAAUGCGUCCAUUUUUUGAAUGGAUAACAAAAAUACUGCAAAGACUAAAAAUGCAUAGAGUGAAUCAAAAGAACAUGUAAUAUCAAUUGUGAAAAUUACAAAAUGAAAUUGGUCAACAUAACAACAUCGGCCAACAAUUUUAGAAACAAUGCUUGGCUUUGGAAGAUUGACCCCUAUUUAUUUUAAUCUUAAUUUUCAUAUAUUUCAAAAAAUAUUCUUAAAUAAAAAUAUCUUGAAUAAAA
Diorhabda sublineata is the source of this 1826-nucleotide messenger RNA. RefSeq names its product aladin-like. Gene Ontology annotation, cellular component: nuclear pore. Gene Ontology annotation, molecular function: protein binding. Gene Ontology annotation, biological process: nucleocytoplasmic transport. Lineage: Eukaryota; Metazoa; Arthropoda; Insecta; Coleoptera; Chrysomelidae. The record is from RefSeq and is a predicted model, not a curated record. The coding region runs from base 116 to 1603 and encodes 495 amino acids. The transcript has 5 exons.